Molecule: messenger RNA, 1717 nt
Organism: Dermatophagoides pteronyssinus (European house dust mite)
Lineage: Eukaryota; Metazoa; Arthropoda; Arachnida; Sarcoptiformes; Pyroglyphidae
Product: sodium/potassium/calcium exchanger 5-like
Biological process (GO): calcium ion transmembrane transport; intracellular calcium ion homeostasis
Cellular component (GO): plasma membrane
Molecular function (GO): calcium channel activity; calcium, potassium:sodium antiporter activity
Source: RefSeq, a predicted model, not a curated record
CAAAUACACACAAAAAAACUUUCUCUAUAGAUUAUCUAAUGAUGAUGAUGAUGAAUGGAAAUGUCUUAGUCGUUCGUUAUUCGUUGUUUUAGUCGCUCUUGUUGUAAUGUGAUGUGAUGAUCAUCAUGGUUUAAGAAUUCUUUCUUCCCCUAGUAAUAAUGACGAUGAUGAUGUUUAAAUUGAAAAAGAUUUCCUGUUGGUCAAUUUUUUUAUUGAUAAUAUUUUUCUUUGGAAUUAUUUCAGCAGCAAAAUUAAAAUUUGAUAAAAAAUCAUCAUUAGAUGAUGAUGAACUCAAUAAACCAUCGAUCGAUGAUGAUGACAAUAAUACAAUCAAUCAGAAGUUUUAUUCAUCAAAUAGUUAUCCACCGGAUUUUAUGCCCGAUCAUAUUCGUAAAAAUGGUGGCAUUUUUGUACAUUUUUUCCUAUUAAUCUACAUUUGUCUAUCAUUGGGUAUUGUUUGUGAUUAUUAUUUUCUUUCAUCACUUGGUGCUAUUAGUGAUGAAUUAAAUUUACCGGCCGAUGUUGCCGGUGCAACAUUCAUGGCAAUUGGAACAUCAGCACCGGAACUGUUUACAUCAAUAAUCGGUGUAUUCAUAUCGAAAGAUGAUAUCGGCACCGGUACAAUACUUGGUUCAGCUGUCUUCAAUAUUAUAUUUAUACCGGCUGUUUGUUCAUUUGCAUCAUAUUUUUUCUCAACAAAUCAACAAGCAAAUGUUUCCAAAUUUGCCAUUAUACGUGAUUCUAUUUUCUACCUAAUUACAGUGACAACAUUGUUAUUAGUUUUAAAAGAUAAUUUUGUCGAUUGGAUCGAAUCAUUAGCGAUGAUAUGCCUAUUCUGCAUAUAUUUAAUAAUAAUGUAUUAUAAUACAAAACUUGGUGAUCUUGCUGGCGGUAAAAUUUCACCAACAAUAACGCCGGUAACGGAAAAAACACCAUUAUUAACCGUUCCAAACGAAAUGGAUGGUAAUGGUAUGGAAUCAUUAUCAAUACCAUCAAGAUCACGUACAAAUUCAUUAUCAAAUCGACGAUUAUCAUCAAUGGCUGAAGAUGGUAUUAUUGAAGAAGAAAAUUGGGCAGAAAGUAAUCUAUUGAUGAAAAUUUUACUGUAUCCAGUGCAAUUUAUAUUCCGUUGGACAAUACCAAAACCAAUUGGUUAUUGGUUUAUAACAACAUUUAUAAUAUCAAUAUUUUGGAUCAUAUUAUUAACCUAUUUAUCUGUAUGGAUGGUUACAAUUAUUGGUGAUACAUUAAAAAUACCCGAAACUGUUGGCGGAUUAACUUUGUUGGCUGCUGGAACAUCAAUACCAGAAUUGAUUAGUAGUGUUUUGGUUGUUAAACGUGCCGGUUUAGUUGAUAUGGCAUUAUGUAAUUCAAUUGGUUCGAAUAUAUUCGAUAUAUUAAUCUGUUUAGGCCUGCCAUGGUUUAUUAAAUCAAUUAUCAAUAUGAUUGAUUUCAGUACAUUGGAUACAUCGAUUACAUCGAUCGUUAUCCAUUCUGAAGGUUUACCUUUAACAACAUUUUCAUUAUUAUUAGCAAUUAUAGCAUUGAUUACAUCAUUAUCAAUGUUUGAAUGGAAAUUAAGUUUAGGUGUUGGUAUUACUUGUACCUGUAUUUAUAUUGUUUUCAUUACUAUUGCAAGUUUUGUUGAAAUUGCAUUUGCAUAAUUUUUUAUUAUUUAUUACAAACACACCCGGUACAAUUUAUUGAAAAAAAAAUG